AAAAUACAUAAAAUCAUGAUUUUGGAGUAUUUGUAAUAGUCGAGAUUCGAACCCAAAAUAAAUUUGAAAUACAGUACAAUAGUGCACACGCACGGUCCACUAGGCCAUACAAAACGGAGACUGAAUACUGAUCAUGCCAGUGACAUGCAGAUUCUCCGGGUCAUGAAACGCUUCUGAAAUGAUCGAUGCUUUGAAUCGCUUUUGUCACGUGACCAAGUGUUUCGAAACACUUUAGUCACGUGACCUGGGUGUUUCGGAUCAUGCUUCGGUACAGUGUUUCGAAACACUUGUGCUUCGGGAUCUCGACACUGUGUCGAAACGUCAGUUUCACGUCAGCCAUCCCUAGAUAUCUCACUGGAUGAGAAUACAAAAGACCAAUUGAAAGUGAAAGAAAGAUCUAGAGAUAAUUUGGUUGAACGCUGAAGAAUGGCUUCUGUGAAAACAGUGUCUGUGGAAGACCUUACCUGUCCUGUGUGCUGUGAAAUCUACAAGAAUCCUGCAGUGCUGUCAUGUAGUCACAGUAUAUGUAAAGAGUGUGUUCAGCAGUUUUGGAGCCUGAGAAAUACUCUGGAGUGUCCUGUUUGCAGGAGACGAUCGUCCAGAGAUGAUCCUCCUUGUAAUCUUGUGUUGAAGAACUUGUGUGAGUCACUGACAGCAGACAGAGCUUCAGGGUCUGAGCUGGACUGCAGUUUUCACAAUGAGAAGCUCAAACUCUUCUGUUUGGAUGAUGAACAGCCUGUGUGUCUUGUGUGCAGAGAUUCACAAAAACACACCAAUCACAGGUUCAGACCUGUUGAUGAAGUUGUUCCAUCUUACAGGGAGCAGCUCAAAACAGCACUGGAAUCUUUAGAAGAGAAGCUUAAACACAAAGAAAAAAGUAAAGAAGAGUGUGAUAAAACAGUCCAGCAGUUAAAGACUCAGAGUGAGAGCACAGAGCGGCAGAUUAAAGAGGAGUUUAAGAAGCUUCAUCAAUUUCUGCACGAUGAAGAAGAAGCUUUAGUCUCUGCACUGAUGAAGGAGGAAGAGCAGAAGAGUGAGAUGAUGAAGAACAGGAUUGAGGAGAUGAACAGACAGAUCUCAGCUCUAGCAGAUACUAUAAAAGACAUAAAAGAAAAGAUGAAUGCCAGUGACACCUCAUUUCUACUCAGCUUUAAAGGCAUCAUGGGAAGAGCUCAGAGUUCACAGCAGCAGGAUCCACAGAGGAUUUCAGGAGCUUUGAUUAAUGUGGCAGAUUAUCUGAGAAACCUCACCUUCAGAGUCUGGAAGAAGAUGCAGCAACUUGUUUACAACACUGUUGUGACUUUGGACCCCAGCACGGCGCAUCCUAAUCUCACGGUGUCCGAUGAUCUGACCAGUGUGACUUACAAUUGGGUUUCUGCUGAUCCAGAGGCAAUGAGCUCCAUUCCCUGUGUUCUGGGUUCAGAAGGCUUUAACUCAGGAACACACUGGUGGGAUGUGGAGGUUGGAGACAAUUCCUGCUGGAGUGUUGGAAUAAUGACCGCACCAAAACAAAGGAAGAAAUAUAAUUUCCUUGAUACCGAGUUCUGGUGUGUAGAGUAUGUGAAUGGUGGAUUUUUAUCUCCAAUAUCAAAGAAAACCUGUUCUUGCUUUACCAUUAAGACAAAACUCCAGAUGGUAAGAGUGCAGCUGGACUGGGAACAAGGAAAGGUGACAUUCUCUGAUUCUAAAAAAAACACACCUUUAUGUUCAUUCACAUCACGCUUUAAGAAGACACUCUUUCCUUUCCUUUAUACUAACUGUUCAAAUUCUGCUCUGAGGAUUUUAUCAGUUGAAUAGUUUGCAACAAUAGAAAGCCAGAGAUUUCUGAUCCUUUAAAUUUAUUAGAAUUUUGAUUUUUCUUUAAUUUAUAUUUUAGAUGCAUUUAUUGUGAACAGAUAUUAUUGAUAUUUUAUAACAAGAAUGUUUUUCUAGUGCCAUUUAGCAUAAUGUAAUACAUUUAGUUUGGUAAAAAAAUUAUUCUUGAUAUUUUCAAUAAUUUAAUAAACAAACAAUAAAUGCUAACUGUUCACACAAAAGUAAUUUCAGAAUCAAAUUAGCUGUAAUAACUCAUUUCCAAAGAGCUUUAUUAUUAUAGGAAUCUUGUUUUCAAUGAGUUUUACCUAUCCUCAGAGCUGCUUAGAGAUUAAAUUAGUGCUGAUUAUAAUUGCACUUUUUGUGAUUUAGAAAUCAACCCAAUAGUAUUUGUUAUUUGUUCACUAAGCAGGUUUUUGUGGUCUGAUAUUGGCUUAAAAAUCAAUUAAAUAUCAAUUAUUUAACCUUUAACACAAUGAAGACCUUCAAUUGUCAUUUUGGGUGAACUUUUAUAGCUUUUUCAAAAAAGUGUGAAGUCCUGUAUUCACAUUUCGAGCAGUUGUUACUUUGUGGUAUUUGGCUCUUUAAAUCAUUAAUAAAUAGAUACUAAUCUGGGUGUAAAAAAAUGUUUUCCCCAACAUCAUGUCACCAUAACUGUAAUUAACAUAUUUUGUUCAGUUAACUAAAUGUUGGCUGCUUCUUGAUUGUAACAAAAUUCACAGUAGUCAUAAUGCCUGUAAAUACAUGUUUAAAAAUGUUAAUCGAUGCCAGUAACAUGUUAUUUUUAUUUAUGAGAAAUUAUUUUCUUUUUUUGGAUAAAACAUUGAUUAUGCCACAGUCAAGCUCCUUGUAUUUGGUAUUGUUUUCAAAACAACUAAUACACUUUUUGUCAGGGUUCUGCCACUUUGGUCUUGUAAAUUCUUGUUUUGGUGGCAGAGCUCUGACACUACUCAGGUCUGGUCCUGUUUC
Messenger RNA from Danio rerio (zebrafish), 2781 nucleotides. The record is from RefSeq and is a predicted model, not a curated record. Lineage: Eukaryota; Metazoa; Chordata; Actinopteri; Cypriniformes; Danionidae.